Cordyceps militaris CM01 is the source of this 1365-nucleotide messenger RNA. RefSeq lists its product as uncharacterized. Gene Ontology annotation, cellular component: mitochondrial small ribosomal subunit. Bases 1 to 1365 code for a protein of 454 amino acids. Gene Ontology annotation, biological process: mitochondrial translational initiation. Gene Ontology annotation, molecular function: structural constituent of ribosome. The record is from RefSeq and is a predicted model, not a curated record. NCBI's taxonomy places the organism in Eukaryota, Fungi, Ascomycota, Sordariomycetes, Hypocreales, Cordycipitaceae. The transcript has a single exon.
AUGGGCGGCCGCGCUGUAUCGCCCGGCGGGGCGCUGCUGCGAUCCUCGCGCAUGUUCUCCAUGCCCAAGCCCCUGCCCGAACCACACGCCGGCCUGCAGCACAUCGCCGACCGGAGCUCCAAGUCCAUGACCAAGGCGCGGCCGCAGAUGCAGUCGGUGACGGCGCCGCUGUCGUCGCGCCAAAACGGCGAUUGGGGCUUCAAGCGCCCCUUUCCGCUCAAGACGACGCUCAACACGUCAACGCCCCUCAUCCGUCUCAAGAACAUCGACGCCAUGGAGAACGUGACCGACUUUGCGUCGGCCGCCGACCACACGCUGUCGCUCGAAAAGUUUCAGGAGCUGCGCGUGCCCAUGGCGAUCCCGCGGAAGCGCGCCGAGGCCGGUAGCACCACGCUCCGCGAGACGCCGGGCCACAAGUCCGUUUUUGAGGAGCGCUUCGAUGCCACCGACGGUGACCGCGCCGGCCAUCUCCGCUGGAAGUACGAGGGCCCCUGGCUGGCCCGGAUGACAGAGGGUGAGUUUGGCCGCUACCUGGACAGGCAGGUCCGGCCGCAGCGCGCCCAGUUCCGCGCGCUGCUGCGCAAGGGCCUCGCCGAGGACAUCACCGCCCGCCAAAACAGCUACGCCAUGGAAAAGGGCAUCGACGUGCCCCCGCCCGUCACGGCCGCCGACAUUACGGAAGCACAGUUUACCGAGUAUCUGCGCGCCUUGCGCAACGACCGGGCCGUCUUGUACGCCAUCGUCUCCAAGUUCCUCGACCUGGCACCGCUUGGCCAGCCCGUCGGCAUGGUCCAGAGUCUCUUCCCGCCGCUGGCCGAGAGCCCCUGGGGCAAGGCCGGACCACCCACAACACAUCCAUCGGCCGGCAUCAGCUACCUGCGAACAGGCUCCGUCCUGGAGAACCACCCGGUGUAUGGCCCCCAGGCGCGCCGCACGCCCACGCUGGCCCGUCUUAUCAGCCCCCGGACCAUCAACACGCCGCCUCGCCUCGGUGUCGCUGGUUUCGUGGCAGACCCACCCUCCGGCGACAACGAGUUCAAUACCAGAAACCCCAAGGCCAAGGGUAGCGUGCGGCAACUGCCCAACGGCAUUGCCAACCUCGACACAACCACAUUUGGCGGCGCCAAGACCUACAUUGAGCCCGUAUCGGCCAGCGUGGACCCCAGCGGCCGCGUUAUCCUGGAGCUCAGGGAGGCGGGCGCGGAAGCCCAAGUCAUCGCCAAGGAGAGCACCGGCAAGAGUAAGGUGUACCAUGAUGGCCCCAUGAAGCGUGAGCUGCGCCCUCAAGAGACCGGCAUGGAUCGUGCUGCGCAUCGGCUAGACACCGUCACUGACGAGAUUAUGCAAAACAAGCGCUUUAGGUGA